AUGAUGGUCUCAAGUGCUAGAGCUGCUGUUAGCGGUGUCAUAAAUGUGGUACGGGAUACUAUUUCGCGUAGCGGUACAAACGUGAAAGACGUUUGUACCGCUAUUAACAAAUGUUCGUCUAACAAGGCUCAACGUUACGUCCUAUGUUCCGUGGAUUCUAUAUUCGAUGGUCUAAACUUAGACCCAGAACCAUCUAGUGAAGGUUCCGGUGACAAAAAGGUGCUAGCACGUGUAUUAUGUAAGUUGCCCAGGGCAGUUUACAUGCCAAGGACCCCGGAUAUAACGAGGCCGGGGCCAGACUUGGGUUCCAUCUUAGAUCAUGAGCUUAACAGCUGGGAUUCCAGUGAUACCACAUUACAGGAUUACGCUGUUAUUGUACAAGAGUUGGGUGAUACUGCCGAGUUUGUAUCGGAGCAUUCCUUGGAUAGUUUCUUCGGUCCUCUGCGUCCAUCUGCUAUAAGUCUGCUUGAGAGAUACAAGCAUGAGCUUUUGCAGGAGUCAAAACGUGGUGACUUAAAGAAGCUCACGCAUGCUACACAGCUCCUCCAGGUGAUGAAGCUCCAUUCCAUGGAUACAGAUGAGCUGGUGGAGCACAUAACUGGCAUAAUCCAGAAGACGCCUAUGAUACUUAAACAGUGCAACAUAUCUACUCUGGAGACUAUUGCUAAGAUGAAGUUACCUUCUGAGUUGCGGGAUAAAUUUGAUGACUAUCUACGUAUGAGUACUACGCGUUAUAUGGGAUUCAAGGAAUGGUCUGAAUAUUUCUGGAUGGUGGCUCGUAAUAGUGAUAACCGCAACACUAUCGAUUGCUUCCUCCACAGUUAUAAGAUCCUUGCUAGGAAUAUGCGUCGUGAAGGUGGUGAUGAUCUGGACACUGUGAAAUCCAUAUCAUGCGCGUCGAUCAUGAAUGUCGUGCAUGGAAUAACUACAUUGAAGAACCGGUUACGCACCAGCGAUGUUGUAUAUAAGGAUUCUAUGGGUCUGCUUGAAUCUAUCUGGCCAUUGAUAGAGGAGCGUAAGCAACAAUUCCAGAAUAGUGAAUUUAUUGAUAUUGCUGAAUGUUAUUUUGAAAAUCACAGAGUGGUCAACCCUCAGAUGAGACAUGGUAGUCGUAACUGUCUUGAUGUUCUUAUGAAUGAAUUUGUUCGUCGUGCCGAUCAAUUUUUAUUACGUGAUUGGGUGUCUGCUUUUGAAGUGUUGGAUUGUGCUCGGGACGCUAUGGUUAUCAACGUGAUGCAGAAACCUACCAAUUACUAUAUUAAAGUUACCGCAGUGCAGACCGCCUGGAUCGAAGACCUAGCAAAUGAGCUUAAAGGGAUGCCUUUAGAGGAGAUCGCAGAAAAUAUAUAUUCACUUUCACUGCCGCAAUGUUCAAACCUAUGUAAGCACCUGGUUGCUGCCGGAUGCUACGAUGAUCCUAUAAGCGCAGCACUAGAACGGCGCUGCCUUGCCAUUCUUACUGACUUGAAGUAUCACAAUACGCGGCAUGUGAUGGAUUUCUAUUUUGUGCAGCUUCAGAUGGUAUUGCCUCAGCAGAGUGCACUUAAGACGGCACUAGAGAACAACAAGCCUUUACGCGAGAUGUUGGUACAAAUGUCCUGUAACAGUCUAUUGCGUCUAUUGAGGCUAGCGCAUCACUGUAACCCUGCCGAUUCAAGGUUACUAUUACAUAAGCUUGCAGAGAAAAUUGAAGCUAACGUUCUGAAACUCACGCCACAACAGUGCGUCACUGUUUUGAGGUACGCCUCCCGGCUUAAGGACUGCAACCUUACAAAUGCCGUUAUUGCUGUAGCAACACCGCCGUUAUUGUCUAGUGACGAGUCUCACAAGGGGUUCUGCAAAAUGUUAGACCUAUCUAAAUUUGCACUUGCGAUGCCAAAAAGUGACUUCGCAGACACCACGCCAGCGGGUAUUCUCAAUCAGCUUAUUGUAGAUCGAGCACCUGUCCAUGUACAUCAUCUUGGACUACAGCAUCUGGAUAUUUUAUUGCAAAAUCUAAACAGGGCUGGCGGGUAUCCCUCCGAGCUUAUGGAAUCGGUGCUAGGUCACGCAAUGGAGAUAGACCUCUCUAGUGUGACGUCCACGCAACUGUCUAGCAUGCUGCAAGCCUUGUCUAACCUUGGUAUUAGGCAUGAAUACCUUUUAGAGCGGCUGGAAGACGCAAUUUUGAUGUCUUUGAUAGAUGAGGAUGGUUCCGUGGCUGCAGAGGUGCUGACCUCUGCAGCCACUGCUUUAGCUCAUUUAGGUUUGAAAACGGCAAGAUUGAAUGAGUUAUUCGAGCAUAUCCUGGCAUCAAGUCCCGUAGCUAUAGCCAAAUGGGAUUAUAGCUCGUUAAGUUUGCCUGUUCGUGUGGGACUACUUCAUGCCAUUGCCUUGUUCGGUACUGUGAACGAGCACCUGGAGACGACGUUUAGUGCCCUUGUUGAAGAGUGUGGCAGUGCCACACGGAAGGUUGGAGACGCAGUAUCGUUCGUCACUCUAGAUGGUGAAGCAUAUCGCAAGUUAUAUGACACUUACAUUUCGUUAUUAGUUGCUGGUUCAGGUUCAUCUGGUAGUAAGCUUGUGAAAUCGGACUUCUUACUAGAACAUCUGCCAUGUUACCACUGGUUCCGUUACCAAGAUAACUUGCAAUCGGAGUUCAAAGCUUCGCCACAUUAUACUCAAUUGAAGAGCGCAUUACGUCAGCUUGGUCUAGAGGAUGCGGAUUCGCGAAUAACGGAAGCAUAUUUCACACAUAUGGUACUCGAUAGUCCAGAUUGUACCUCUGUAUUAGGGUCGCCCAAAAUUUUAUAUUGUAUCCCCGCUAAGGACGAGCUUCGAUGGUGGACUCCUAAGGGCGACAGCACCCAUAACUCUACUAUCAACCGAAUCGAGUCGUACAAGCAUGCUAUGGGCCAAUCAUCAAGGGUGAUAGACCAUUUGCAGCGUUCCGGUUGGACAGUGUUACCUAUAUUUUUACGAGAAUGGGAUACUUUAUCUGCUGAUAAGCGUUUACAUCAUUUAAGCAAGGUUCUGAAAUUGAAUAAAGAGAGAUUAGAACAUUAA
Messenger RNA from Babesia sp. Xinjiang, 3045 nucleotides. RefSeq lists its product as uncharacterized. Lineage: Eukaryota; Apicomplexa; Aconoidasida; Piroplasmida; Babesiidae. The record is from RefSeq and is a predicted model, not a curated record. The coding region runs from base 1 to 3045 and encodes 1014 amino acids. The transcript has 3 exons.